Molecule: messenger RNA, 880 nt
Organism: Vespa mandarinia (Asian giant hornet)
Lineage: Eukaryota; Metazoa; Arthropoda; Insecta; Hymenoptera; Vespidae
Gene: RpL7
Product: ribosomal protein L7
Biological process (GO): maturation of LSU-rRNA from tricistronic rRNA transcript (SSU-rRNA, 5.8S rRNA, LSU-rRNA)
Cellular component (GO): cytosolic large ribosomal subunit
Molecular function (GO): RNA binding; structural constituent of ribosome
Source: RefSeq, a predicted model, not a curated record
CUUUUAAACUCGAAGCGCCAUCUGAUGUAGAAGAAUCAAUCCUCGGUUGACAAAAGGUUAGAAAGUUUCUCUAUCUGGCGGAAGAAUGGCGGAAGAAAAGAAAGAAGCUACUGCGGCUAAAAAGCUUCCAGCAGUACCAGAAUCGGUACUGAAAAGAAUAAGACGACGCGAGUCGGUAAAAGCUGCACGUUUACAAACAUCUAUUAAGCAACGUGCAAAUCGUUAUAAAAAGAGGAAGAUUAUCUUCAAGAAGGCCGAAAACUAUGUUAAGGAAUAUAGAACAAAAGAAAGAGAUGAAAUUAGAUUAAUCAGACAAGCAAAAAAUCGUGGAAAUUAUUAUAUUCCUGGUGAAGCAAGACUAGCAUUUGUUAUUCGUAUACGUGGUGUUAAUCAAGUUGCGCCAAAAGUACGUAAGGUACUUCAGCUUUUCCGUUUAAAGCAAAUCAACAAUGGUAUAUUUGUAAAACUUAACAAGGCCACCAUAAAUAUGCUUCGCAUUGUGGAACCAUACAUAACUUGGGGAUAUCCAAAUUUGAAGUCUGUUAGAGAAUUGAUUUAUAAACGUGGUUUUGCUAAAGUUAACCGACAACGUAUUCCCAUUACGAGUAACAGUAUCAUCGAGAAAAAGCUUGGUCGUUCAGGAAUUAUCUGUAUGGAAGACUUGAUCCACGAAAUAUUUACAGUAGGACCCAAGUUUAAAUAUGCAAGCAAUUUCUUAUGGCCUUUUAAGCUGAAUACUCCUAACGGUGGAUGGCGUAAGAAGACAAAUCAUUAUGUAGAAGGUGGAGACUUUGGAAAUCGCGAAGACAAAAUUAAUGAGCUUCUCAGGAGAAUGGUUUAAGAUUAUAAUCUUGAUAAAUAAAACCUUACAAUCAUUAAA